This is a messenger RNA of Emiliania huxleyi CCMP1516, 1152 nucleotides long. RefSeq lists its product as hypothetical. The transcript is spliced from 5 exons. Bases 40 to 1020 code for a protein of 326 amino acids. Lineage: Eukaryota; Haptophyta; Isochrysidales; Noelaerhabdaceae. Gene Ontology annotation, molecular function: FMN binding; oxidoreductase activity. The record is from RefSeq and is a predicted model, not a curated record. Gene Ontology annotation, cellular component: cytosol.
UCGAAGGACUUUGACAAGUCGCCCCUUCCUUCCCCCUCCAUGUACCGCGGAGCCAAGCCGCCGCCAUGGGCGCCCAACGGCGCGGGCGCGGCGGCGGUGGGAGACACGACCAACGGGACCGGCUCGCCGCAUACGCCUCGCGAGCUGACUCGCGAGCUGAGCGUCUCUUGCGACGCGAGCGAGGUGAGCGAGACGCCGAUCGAGCGGCCGAGGUCGCCCUCGUUUGCUGCGGCGGCCGCGGCCGCCGCUCGCGUGACGGGUGCCGUGGUAGGGUCGGGCACGAUAGCGAUCCGUCACAAGGCGCGGCGCUCUGAGCAGCGGCCGCAAAAGCGCAACCCGGAGGCCGCCAAGCCUCCCGCCGCCGCGCCGGCCUCUGCGCCGCCGGACACGCUGCCGCUGCCGGAUGCCUGGCCUCCGCUCGUGCUCUUGGGCGUCUGCGGCUCGCUGCGCGCCGCCUCCACCAACGCUGGCUUGCUGCGUGUUGCGGCGGUGGCGGCGCGGCAGCGCGGCGUGGAGCUGCGUCUCGCCACCAUCGGCGACCUGCCGCUCUACUCGCAGGACCUCGACGAGGCGGGCGGAUCGACACGAGGAGCCGUCAGCAGCUGGCGCGCCGCCGUCAGCUCGGCCGACGCGGUGCUCUUUGCCAGCCCAGAGCACAACUACUCGAUCUCUGCGGCGCUGAAGAAUGCCAUCGAUUGGGCCUCCCGCGUGCCGACGCAAGGCAACCUCUGGGCGGGCAAGGCGGGCGCCAUCCUCUCGUCGGGCGGCGGCGGCGGCGGCGUGCGGGGGCAGCAGGCGCUGCGUCAGAUCGGGUCGUUCAUCGACGUCACCUUUGUCAACGCGCCCGAGGUUGCGAUCCGCCGCUUCGAGGAGCCAUGCUUCGAUGCCGCCACGGGCGAUCUGCUGCCCGACUCGCGCUGGGUCGGACGCGUCGGCGAACUCGUCGAGCGGCUCGUCACGCUCGCCCUCGCUCUCCGCGCCAGUCGCCCCGCGCCACCCCGGCAGGACAAGGCGGUGUAAUUUCCCAGGCCCCCGGGAUCUGAGCAUCGUGUGUGUGGAGCAGUUAAUGUCAGUGUCAGGUCCGUGAGGUCGUCGCGGGACGUGUCGCGCUUCUUCCGAAUCCCUUUCAUUGUAUAUCUCAAGUCCCUAUUC